Messenger RNA from Spodoptera frugiperda (fall armyworm), 4926 nucleotides. RefSeq lists its product as uncharacterized. The transcript has 5 exons. The coding region runs from base 248 to 1864 and encodes 538 amino acids. The record is from RefSeq and is a predicted model, not a curated record. Lineage: Eukaryota; Metazoa; Arthropoda; Insecta; Lepidoptera; Noctuidae.
UUCGUUGUUAUGAUGUAUCGAUCAUUCGUAUUGCGGCUGCGCGGUUUCUUUCUUUACUUCGAACCAAAUAGUAUUGUUUUAACUAUAAAAGUGUGGAAUCAAGUGAAGUGAUUAGUUUUCUCAACAAAUUCUAUAGUUAAUAAGCUAGCCCUUGUUUAGAUAAGUACUUCAAUGGAAACACAUAACAACCUGCACUUUCCUAAUUAGUGAGAUUUAAUCGCAUUUAGUAAAAUUAGACUUUAGUAAGAUGAGCAGCGACGAAGAAUAUGAUAAUCUGCCAAACAUUACUUUUUUCGACCCGACACCUGGCUGCAGCAAAGAUUUUCCGCAGUCACCUGGCUGCAGCAAAGAUUUUCCGCAGUUACCCGGCUGCAGCAAAGAUUUUCCGCAGUUACCCGGCUGCAGCAAAGAUUUUCCGCAGUUACCCGGCUGCAGCAAAGAUUUUCCGCAGUUACCCGGCUGCAGCAAAGAUUUUCCGCAGUUACCCGGCUGCAGCAAAGAUUUUCCGCAGUUACCCGGCUGCAGCAAAGAUUUUCCGCAGUUACCCGGCUGCAGCAAAGAUUUUCCGCAGUUACCCGGCUGCAGCAAAGAUUUUCCGCAGUUACCUGGCUGCAGCAAAGAUUUUCCGCAGUUACCUGGCUGCAGCAAAGAUUUUCCGCAGUUACCCGGCUGCAGCAACGAUUUUCCGCAGUUACCCGGCUGCAGCAACGAUUUUCCGCAGUUACCCGGAACGUAUGAACCGUUUAGAAUACCGCCAGCGGAGGAGCUCAUUAUGGAGCGUGAGAAGAUGCGUAAACUGAAGUUAGAGCUGCAGUCUUUCGAUUGCCCAGAGAUCGAGCCUCGCUGCGACUUAGACGCUGAGCUGCGUGAGGUUGGUUUGAUCGAAGUACAAGGUCCGUUGUGGCCCGCGCAGCACCCCAUCCAGACCGCUCGCGAGCUGUGGAGCACGAUGAGCCCUUACCUGGUGCUUCGCGGAGUUAGCUUGGACAAGUUGCCUAAUCGACUCCCAAAACUCACGAUUGCUCUAACAACCGAUACGGGCGAUCGCAUUAUUCCACCAGCCGAUUUUGGAUGGUCCGACAGUGAAAUGCUGGGCGCCUGCGUAGUGACGUUAGUUGCUACAAUAGCCAGAGAAUCACACAUAAAACGAGUUGCAGCACGAACAUUACAGACGCUCUUGGACUAUCACGCGACUCAUUUACAGUUGGAAAACUUCUUGGAUAUGAUAUUGAAAUCAUUCCCCGAUCCGCGCAUGCGCCGAGAUAUCAGCGAUAUGGUGAUCAAUGGCGUACAACGGGGUGCUGACCGCGUGGCGAGGGCUCUGUGCUACACCACUUUACUUACUAUCAUACAUAAGGCGAACCCUAACGCCGGCAUCGCUAUAAAUAAGUACAAAGUUGGCGAAUGUAGUAAAUCAUUAAAUGACCAAAAUCCUAUUAAAAAUGAAAACGGAGAAACGAGUGCUAUUCAAGUUAAUGUUAUUAAAUUUGGCGGUAAAAGUGAACCUUGCGACACCCAAGGUAGUCCUGGCGGCGCUAGUGCUUUACCCGUGGAAGAGGAGGAUGUCAAAGUGUCCGUAACAGACGUGGUGGAGGGCGACGCCUACCCCAUGCUACGCGUAGCUGAGGCGAUCCCGUUUUGGCGGCACUGCACAGACGCCGAGCGUUAUGAGGUUAUCAAACUGGCAGGCCGUUUAAUGGCCGAUUCAAUGUCUGAAGACAUCACAGAAGCGAAACUAAAGGCACGCCGGCUGCUGCUCAAGAAUAUCAAACAGACAAAAACACAAAAUGCGACACCCUAUCACCAGUAUAAGGAACGCGUGGAGAUCGGGAAACUGGACAUUUUGUUCAACGACAAAUACUGAAGAGCAAAAACAACCCAACGUAGAAAUACGUGUUUAGAUAGGUGACGGGACCGCCCGUGAAUUGAAUAUCCAAAAUCUUCCAAACGCGUAUUCAAUGGUCAUAUAAUUAUUUAAAAUGUGUUUCUAGUCAUUUUACUCAUCUAGUCAACUGUUUUGAAAUGAUGAAAAGUACCUUACUCCAUAUUAUGAGUAAUCAACUAACUCAGAGUCAGGUCUACAGAUCAGGAUUUUUGCUUAUCUUAAUUUUUUGUUUGACUUUCAAAAGGCGCCUAGCUUUUUGGGGAAAAAACUAGGGAGUGUGGGAUUUUUACGGCACUAAACCCUCCCCGGUGGCCACCAUCUACACCUAAAGGAGGCAACGGGUCCAACACUGGAGCCCCCAUGGUGCAACGCCUGUUAUGGCACUUCCCUAUGGAGACCUAUAGGUCAUCCUUAAACAUUUCUGUGCAGUGUAGUGCACGACGACACGUGACGACUGUGCCGCCGAGCCAGUAGAGUUGCCGCCUCAAAAGACACCGUUCUACAGAACGGUGUCUUUUGGGCAAAAUAGCCGUAUCGCACGAGGAUACAUCCUUGUGCGAUACGCUUGCUAAGCCGCCAUAAGCUGAGGCUUGAGUCACUCAGCAGGGAGCAACCCUGCUGAGCCAGUGUGUUAAGCUGGUUUUUAGCUCAACUACUGCUUCCUUAAGGCAAACUAUUUGUGCUCGCAAUUCUCUAAAGAGUUUUUAUCUACGCCAGGCAAGGGUACAACUGAAGCCUAGUCAGAUGUAUCCAUCGUCCGAGUGCGCUUUCGUGCAGUGUACAUACACACCGUCGACUUAUGGGAGACUGCUGACACUUGCGAGCAAUCUGACUCGCCACUGUCGCUUGUUGCACCUCCCAUUGGAGUAGCUGGUCGUUUAAAAUACAUCAUCCCUUUCGAUCCCGAACAUGACCUGUCGUUGCUCGAAAUUACUUUUUCCACCUCCUUACCAUCAUUAUUUUAUGUUUAGUUUUAUUCAUUUCCAUAUAAGUCCCACGAGUGUGGCGGAAGAAAAGGUCCACCUAGGUGGUGCCCCUUGUCCCUAAGUAAGUGUACAUUUAGUACCCAAAUAGAAGGUCCACCGGUCCCCUAGCUGGGGGUGCGCUCGCGACUGAAUCAACUCCUCAGCCAUACAUACCCUCGCCGCGCACCAUCUUGGUAUUGGAGGAUUUUUUUAUAGAGGUUAUCUUCCUCGUGGCCCGGGCGAUUAAGCCAAGACCCUCGUCCCAAUCCGAGUCAUGAAACAUGACCAUGAUCUCUUCACGACGGUUCUUGAUCACGACGGUUGCAAUCAGGAACAGGAGUUCCGAUGCUACUCACUAGCAGGGUGUAUGCACAACAAGUACCGUCCACGCUAUUCCAACAUAUUCUGGGCUACAACAGAAACAGGCGGAUGACCUACUACCACCCAGUAUAGGGUUUCUUCCAAAGAUGAUUCUGCUUGCAGAAUACCUUUCCUUUAGCAGGGUUUGUGUGAAAUCCCUGCUACCAACCAACCUCGGUUUUUUUUCCAUCCCGUCCAGAAGUUAGCUACUAGGAACAGUGUCGCCAACUGCCUCCUAUACCCAGGGUGCACCACGGGGAGGUCUUCUGGCACCGCGCCCCAUCUUAAUAUAUCUAGGUUCUUAAUAAUUAAAUGUAUGUAAUCACAAACAUGAUCCCGACGCUAUAAUAAUCAUGGCAGCGUCGUAAAAUGACUUCGUCAUUAGCUGUUGCAGCGUAGUUAUGUCUAAGGUAGUCGCUGCAAGUAUGUAUCCCGGGAACCGUAGUGUAAGUAAAUAUAAUGUAGGCAGUCGGCAUUGGAACGGAGGUAGUAUCAUAAAUAGGUAAGCACCUACCUAAGUAGGUACUAGGUAAGUUUCAAGGUUAACAAGUCUGAUUGUGUAAGUUCCCUGUCCAAUUGCCGACUUUAUAAUCUUUUUAAUACAGGUAUUUGAUACGAAUAUUAUGAUACAGUCGUUCAACUAUUUAAUAAUGAAACGACUUGGUGAUGAAUUUUAAAACAUUUUUGUUAUCGAUCCGAGAUCAAAAUUCAGUAAUUAGGCAUUUUCCUAUCUUGUAAUCUUUAAGAUUUUUGGAAUUGUAUUUUAUAAUUGUUACUGUUUGUAAGUGAAUUGGACUAGACCUACUAGACAUUAUAUUUUGAGAUUUGGUAUCGAAUAAACUGCCAACAAAAGCUGCAGAGAUUGUGUGAGAAAGAGUGAAUGAUAUUAGACAAGAGCUUGUGAUGGGGAUAAUGAUAUCUGAUAGGAGAGAAUGGAAAAGAAGACUUUGUUAUAAUAAAAAAUAAGAAUAUUAAUAAAAAAUAAGCAUAUUAUACCAUCUGGUACACUAAAGAUUAAAUGCUCAAAUAAUGAUGUUAACUGCGGCAUAAUUGGCGGCCUAUUGUAAUGUAUUUGAUACAAACAUUAAAUUAUAAUAAUUUAGUUAUAAUUAUACCUUUACAUUAUUAUUUUUUACCUUUAAGUACUUCAAAAAUAUUGUGAUGAUUUUGAUCUGAGAUCAAAAGGAGAUUGCUCUAGGCCCAUACAUUGCUCGCCUCGAAGCCAACAUAACGGAAUGUCAUAACGGACACUUUUUAGAACAGAUUUAUUUUAACGAAAGGGACUAAUUUUAAGGCUAUUUCUAAAAAAGAAACCUUAAAAGCUACAUCUAAAAUAGCUAUUUCAAGAAGCAUUAAACUGUAAACAGCAAUAUAAUAAAAAAUAAUGUCUUAACAGUUAUGUUAUGUCUUUCAGGUAGUUUUAUUUUCUUAUUUAAAAAGCUUGGUUAAUAAUUAUACUUGUAUAAUUAACGUGAACGUCGUAUAUGAAAGCUUCACUCAUCACAUCAUCAGCCGUGAUGAUGACGUGUAAAAGAGUUACAUUGUAACCUAUUUGCAAAAAUAAAUAUCAAUUAGCCUAUAAGUGAAAGAGUAUAAUAAGUAAAGGGGAAAUGGCGAUCUGGAGCAAUCUUCUUUAUUUUGUAAGAUUUUUCUCGUGCUAACUGUGCUCUUAACAUUUUUGUAGCCAUAUUAAAUCAAAUAAACAUUUAGAGAAUC